Molecule: messenger RNA, 5019 nt
Organism: Tachysurus vachellii
Lineage: Eukaryota; Metazoa; Chordata; Actinopteri; Siluriformes; Bagridae
Exons: 2
Coding region: 31-834 (267 amino acids)
Source: RefSeq, a predicted model, not a curated record
UUAUCUCUGUUGCUCUUACUAUAUAACACCAUGUCGGUUACGUCUCUGCCUUUGAGUGCAGGUGAGGACACGUUCGAGCUGCACUCGGUGGAACUGGAGCUGGAGGCUGUGGAGAAGCAGAUCCGCGACCUACAGGUGAAGCAGGCCGAGCUGCGGGAGCGGAAAGCAGCGCUGGAAGCCCCCCGGUCUCAGGUAAACUCCCGGCAUUUAAUCACUACUCCUUCCACCUCUACUCCGUGUGUUUCUCUGUCCAGGCCCAACGCACCCAGGAAGUGGCCUGGCCAGGGGCAGUUCACUCCAGCGCCGGGGCACCGCGGAUCCUGGGUGCAGCAGCGGAGGACACGUGCCGGGCCCCGGUCGAGGACCUCUCCCCCUCCACCACCGCCGGUCUUCGAGAUCCCCACCCGGACCCGCUUCGCCCCCCUUCGUGAGACGGACCGCGACACUGUGAUCAUCGGAGACUCCAUCGUCCGCCACGUCCGUGCUACUGUGGCUAAAGGUAAGGCUCGCACUCACUGCUUACCUGGUGCCCGUGUUCUUGAUGUCGCUGCACAGGUACCUAGGGUCGUGAGCAGAAACACCGGAGCUGUGGUUCUUCACGCCGGCUCGAACGACACCAGCCUGAGGCAGUCGGAGAUCCUGAAGAGAGACUUCAAGACCCUGGUGGAGACGGUUCGCAGCACAGCGCCCACGGCGAGGAUCAUCGUGUCCGGACCACUUCCAACGUACCAGCGAGGAAUUGAAAGGCUGUUCCGCGCUGACGGCCUGCACCCCAGCAGAGUUGGAGCGGAGAUCCUCUCGGACCACAUCUCCAGGGCGCUGCACACCUUCUGACUGGUAAACUACGCCUUAAAUUUAAAUUUCAAUAGCCAUCCUUCACCUCAACACAUCGAUACAAAUGCACACAUACCUCUCCCCAUAGAAACUGUGUCUGUUCCCCAAGCAGUGAGAUUAAAAAGUAAUUAUGUAAGACGUUCUCGAAAUAAUCUUACUGUAAUUAGACCAGAAAAAUGCCAAAGAAACAAACAAAAACAGUUCCUAAAAUGUGGGCUUCUGAACAUUAGAUCACUUGCACCCAAAGCACUUAUCGUAAAUGAAAUAAUCUCAGACAAUAGCCUUACUGCAUUAUGCCUCACCGAAACCUGGAUUAAACCAAAUGACUACAUCGGUCUAAAUGAGUCUACACCAUCAGGUUAUAUCUAUAAGCACGAGCCUCGACAGACUGGUCGUGGAGGUGGUGUCGCCACUAUCUUUAACGAUUGCCUUACUGUUACCCAGAGAACACAGUAUAGAUUUAAGUCUUUUGAAGUGCUUGUCCUUAAUGUUACACUAUCGCACACGCACACGAAACAAAAAUCCCUGAUGUCUCUUGCGCUAGCGACCGUGUAUAGACCACCAGGGCCCUACACCAAUUUUCUUAGAGAAUUCACAGAUUUUCUUUCUGACCUACUGGUUAGCUUUGAUAAAGCAUUAAUUGUAGGAGAUUUUAACAUUCAUGUUGACGACACAAAUGAUGCGCUAGGACUCACAUUCAUGGACUUACUAAACUCACUUGGGCUCAAACAAAACAUUUACAUACAUCUAACAUACACUAGAUUUAAUAAUAUCACACAGAAUAGAUGUCACUGAUAUAGAUAUCAUUCCUCAAAGUGAUGAUAUCACAGACCAUUAUCUCAUAAUGUACACACUACCUGUAGAACAGGCUAACUGCGUUUCACCACGUUAUCGUCUCGGUAGAACUAUUAUUCCGACCACUAAAGACAGAUUCACAAAUAACUUGCCUGAUCUGUCUGGACUUCUUACUGCACCCUUAAACACAGACGACCUAGAUGAAAUUACUAACAGCAUAGGCGCUAUAUUCACUAGCACACUAGACACUGUUGCCCCAAUCAGAUUACAGAAGGUUAGAGAUAAAACGCUUGCACCAUGGUAUAAUAGUCAUACUCACACCCUCAAGAGAGAGACCCGUAACCUUGAGCGAAAGUGGAGAAAAACUAAAUUAGAGGUUUUUAGAAUUGCAUAUAAGGAAAGUAUGUCCAGCUAUAGACAGGCUCUAAAAGCAGCCAGGGCUGAGCACCUGAGCAAACUCAUAGAAAAUAACCAGAACAAUCCCAGGUUUUUAUUUAGCACAGUGGCUAGACUAACAAAAAACCAAAAAUCUGAACACACAAUUCCAUCACAGUUCAGUAGUGACGAUUUUAUGAGAUUCUUCACUGAUAAAAUCGAAAGUAUCAGGAAUAAAAUAGGUGACGCUCAACACAUAAGAGCAACUAGCAUCCCGGUCUCACCUAAGGUUCUAAACACACAACUACAUUGCUUUACAAGUACAGGUCAGGAAGAGUUAGUUAAACUUAUUACUACAGCUAAAUCAACAACUUGUUCACUAGACCCCAUUCCAACUAAACUACUGAAAGAAGUGUUACAUAAAGCCGGUGAGCCUCUUCUUAAUAUUAUUAACUCCUCGUUAUCUUUAGGUCACGUCCCUAAAUCCUUCAAGUUGGCAGUUAUUAGGCCACUCAUUAAGAAACCUAAUUUAGAUCCUAAUGGACUUUCAAAUUACAGACCGAUUUCACACCUUCCGUUUAUGUCUAAAAUACUAGAAAAGGUUGUGUCUGUUCAACUGAGCUCUUUCUUACAGGAGAACAAUAUCCUCGAGGAGUUUCAGUCAGGUUUCAGGCCCCAUCAUAGCACAGAAACUGCACUUGUUAAAGUUACAAAAGACUUGUUCUUAGCUUCGGACAAAGACUGUAUGUCACUAUUAGUUCUACUUGACCUUAGUGCUGCAUUCGACACUAUAGAUCACAACAUUCUCCUAGAUCGCUUACAAAAUUACACAGGUAUUCAUGGACAGGCUUUAAGUUGGUUUAGAUCCUACCUGUCUGAUCGAUACCAUUUUGUAGAAUUAAAUGGUGAAUCCUCCAGCUUAUUACCAGUUAAUUAUGGGGUCCCUCAAGGAUCAGUUCUAGGACCUCUGCUCUUCUCGAUAUACAUGCUUCCAUUAGGGAACAUUAUUAGAAGACAUGGGAUUAGCUUCCAUUGCUAUGCCGACAACACACAGUUAUACAUCUCCUCAAAACCAGAUGAAAUAACUAAAUUGUCGAAAUUAACUCAAUGCCUUAGAGAGAUAAAAGACUGGAUGAGCUGUAACUUUCUGUUGUUAAACUCUGAUAAGACAGAAACACUACUUAUAGGCCCAAAAACUAGUACACAGAAACUCUCACAACUUAAUUUCCAAUUAGAGGGAUGUACUGUUACUAGUAGCUCGACAGUGAAAGACCUGGGUGUUAUAUUUGACAGUAACUUGUCUUUUGAAAAUCACGUCGCCCAAACCACAAAAACAGCCUUCUUCCACCUCAGAAAUAUUGCCAAGCUGAGAAACAUCCUGUCUGUAUCUGAUGCUGAGAAGCUAGUUCACGCUUUCAUGACCUCUAGACUGGACUAUUGUAAUGCAUUACUAGGUGGUUGUCCUGCAUCUUUAAUAAAUAGGCUACAGUUAGUCCAAAAUGCAGCGGCCAGAGUUCUCACUAGGACAAGAAAGUAUGACCAUAUAACCCCAAUUUUAUCAUCUCUACACUGGCUACCUGUUAAGUUUAGAAUUGAUUACAAACUGCUGCUACUUACGUACAAGGCUCUUAAUGGUUUAGCUCCCAUGUAUCUAACUAGUCUUCUAACACGUUACAAUCCUUCACGCUCUCUGAGAUCACAAAACUCAGGACUCCUGGUAGUCCCCAGAAUAUCUAAGUCUACUAAAGGCGGAAGAGCGUUCUCUUAUUUAGCUCCCAAACUUUGGAAUAGUCUUCCUGAUAGUGUUCGGGGCUCAGACACACUUUCACAGUUUAAAUGUAGAUUGAAAGCUCAUCUCUUUAGUCAGGCGUACACAUAAUACAUCCCAUAAAUAUUGUGCACUAUCACACUAGACUUGCACAUUCUUAUGAACAGCAGAUAUGUUAAUCCCUAUGCACUGCUCUUCUCUUCUCUUUUUCUACCCAUGCUGAGACACCCAUGCUAAGAUCGUCUUCCGUGCGUUGAAAUUUCUGGACCUCCACUGAGACAAGGCUGACUCUGUGAGAACCCUGAGACAUCUACAGAUCUACCGGCUCCAGUUGGACUCUGUGAUACUUGUAUAUUUGUAACCACACCAUCUAGUGUCACCCAUAUGAGGAUGGGUUCCCCUUGAGUCUGGUUCCUCUCAAGGUUUCUUCCUUUACCAAUCUAAGGGAGUUUUUCCUUGCCACUGUUGCCUGAGCCCUCAGACUUGCUCAUUGGGGACAAAUACAUAUACAUACAUACAUACAAACAUACAUACAUACACACUGUGAACUGUAUAUAUCUUGAAUUUUUAUUAUAUUAAUUCUUUAUACUUCUCCUUAUGUUUAUCUUUUGUUUUAUGUUUAUGUUCUGUAAAGCUGCUUUGUGACAAUGUCCAUUGUAAUUGCAUUAUCAGGACUGUCAGUCAUCACAUCAUCUGUAUAUAUUACACACUACUGCUGCUGUAUAGUGUACUAAAGUAUAAUAUUACACAAUAUUGUUAUUUACACUCACACUUUAUGUACAUAACUGAUCUGUUAUAUAUUCUGUAUUUAUAUUUAAUACUCAUAAUGUCUAUAUUGUAUCUCAUCGUCUAUAUUGUAUAGUAGUGUUAUUUAUGUGUGUAUUGUAUAGUAUAGUGUUAUUUAUGUGUGUAUUGUAUAGUAUAGUGUUAUUUAUGUGUAUUGUAUAGUAUAGUGUUAUUUAUGUCUGUAUUGUAUAGUAUAGUGUUAUUUAUGUGUGUAUUGUAUAGUAUAGUGUUAUUUAUGUGUGUAUUGUAUAGUAUAGUGUUAUUUAUGGGUGUAUUGCAUAGUAUAGUGUUAUUUAUGUGUGUAUUGUAUAGUAUAGUGUUAUUUAUGUGUGUAUUGUAUAGUAUAGUGUUAUUUAUGUGUGUACUUUUGAGAGUCACAAACAGCUGGAACCAAAUUCCUUGUGUGUGUCAACAUCAACACACUUGGCCAAUAAACCUGAGUUGUUAUAUUGAAUUAGAAA